Ectocarpus siliculosus is the source of this 1185-nucleotide messenger RNA. Lineage: Eukaryota; Phaeophyceae; Ectocarpales; Ectocarpaceae. The record is from the annotation of a GenBank genome assembly.
AUGAAGGUUUUCGGUUCCUCUUUUAUCGCUGCCUUGGCAAACCGACGGUCGACGCUGAUCAACGGCGCCGUGGGAUUUUCCACGUUCGCUGUGGGGGAUGCAUUGUCCCAGGGCGCUCGGCCCCAGUCCCAGCUCGUGGUGGCUGGGCGGAGACGGCAGCAUCAGUCGGAGGAGCCAUCCUGGCAGCAGCAGUUUAUCGACAGGACGAGAAGAGUGGACUACGCCAGGAGCGCCAAGGUCGGGCUGUUGGGCAUCAUGCUCAACGGCUUCGCCCUUGGGGCUUGGUACCGUGUCCUCGACCGCUACAUCGGCUCUGACAGGACACGCUUCCAGCAGAUCCUGAAGAAGCUAGUGGUCGACCAGAUGGUGUACGCCCCGUUCUCCAUCACAAGCUUCGUCGGCUACGCGGCCGUGCUUAAUGGCGGCGGCCCGGCCAAGGUAGUUGACGAGACCAAGAAGAACCUCGGGGAGACCUUCUGGUCCAUCUGGCUCACCGAUUGGAAGGUCUGGCCGGCCGCCAAUCUCGUCAUGUUUAGGUUCAUCCCUUCCUCCUACCGGCCGUCCUUCGCCAGCAUGGUGCAAGUGGCGUGGCAGGCCUACCUGUCGAGCGUCAGCUACGACAGCCCACAUCACCACCACCAUCACCACAAGACCCAGGUCGCCACCAUUCAGGCCGGGAUCGCCAUGGAGGCCGCCGGCGGCGGCGGCGGCAGCAGCGGCGCGGUUCUUGUCAGGGGGGGGGAGGCAGGGAAAGACCUCGCGGGCAAGGCGGCGGCGGCCGUGGCCGCAGUAGCCAAAACUGGGGGAGGGGAUGAGAGCGUACCAUCCCCCGGGGUUCCGGUGGGGAGUAACGCCAUCGCUGGCGCUGGAACGCCACGAGUGGCGGUGGAUCGACGGGCAACCGGCCGUUACGCUUACACGUCUUCUGUUUCCUCCUCCACGUGUACCCCUGGCAGUCAUGCUUGCACCAGCGGCGGAAUGGUAGUCGAGGGCGGCGAUAUUAGUAGCGGCGCCAAGAGCGCCCGCCCGCAGGGUCAUGGGGCGCUUCUCAACGGCGCCGGCGGCGGGGGUGUUGGUGUUGGUGGUCGGGUGCGGGUGGUGGCGGUGACGAAAGGGUCCUCUUCUUCUUUUUCUUCUUCUUCUUCUUCUUCUUCUGCUCUGGUGGCCAAAGCCAAGGAGUUGUAG